AUGGAUGCCGUUGUCUUUCGGGGGAAGCUUCAAGUGGCAGUAGAAAGACGGCCGAUCCCACGAAUCCAGGAUGGUGGAGAUGUCAUCGUUAAACCAUCGGAUACCGGAUUCAUUAUGGGCCAUGAGUUCGUGGGGGAGAUUGUGGAAAUCGGGGCAGGUGUUACCGCGUUCAAGAAAGGAGACCAGAUCGUUUCACCUUUCACUAUAAACUGUGGCCAAUGUUUCUACUGCAGCCAUGGAUAUUCUUCCCGCUGUGUGGAGAGUGCACUCUUUGGAACAACAUUGCUCGACGGUGCUCAGGCUGAAUACUGCCGAGUGCCCAAGGCUGACACUACCAUCGUGAAAGCACCUUCCAACAUUGCCCCCGAGAAGCUAGUAUUGAUGGCGGAUAUCUUUCCAACUGGGUACUUUGCAGCCAAAAAUGCGUUUGCAGGUUUCACUGAAACUCUCACCAAGAAAGCCACUGUGGUGGUCCUCGGUUGCGGUCCUGUCGGUCUCUGUGCCAUCGUUAACGCUAUGGAGCACAGACCGAAACAGAUCUUGGCUGUCGAUGCCGUUGAACUGAGACUGCAGCAAGCCAAACGGCUAGGCGCGGACCCAUGGAACUUUAAGACUAAUUUAAGUGGGCUUAAGGAGAAGGUGUUGGAGUUGACUGAUGGCCGUGGGGCUGAUAUAGUGAUCGAGUCCGUCGGUCACAGCGAUGCUCUGCGCCUUGCUUUUGACCUACUAAGACCUUGGGGUACUAUAUCAAGCAUUGGUGUGCAUAAUGCGGACAUCCCGUGGUCCGGGAAUGAAGCCUAUGCAAAGAACUUAACCCUAAAGAUGGGCAGAUGCCCGGUGAGAAGUAUGAGCUCUGUGUUACUUCUCUAUUUACACAUGAAGAAGCUGAAACAUUUUCCAGGUUUAUUCAUCGAAGCAUUAGAAAUGCUCGAAAAGAAGCAGAAUGAUCUGGAGUAA
Clonostachys byssicola is the source of this 957-nucleotide messenger RNA. Lineage: Eukaryota; Fungi; Ascomycota; Sordariomycetes; Hypocreales; Bionectriaceae. The record is from the annotation of a GenBank genome assembly.